Molecule: messenger RNA, 1773 nt
Organism: Suricata suricatta (meerkat)
Lineage: Eukaryota; Metazoa; Chordata; Mammalia; Carnivora; Herpestidae
Gene: NDUFAF1
Product: NADH:ubiquinone oxidoreductase complex assembly factor 1
Exons: 6
Coding region: 391-1365 (324 amino acids)
Biological process (GO): mitochondrial electron transport, NADH to ubiquinone; mitochondrial respiratory chain complex I assembly
Cellular component (GO): mitochondrion
Source: RefSeq, a predicted model, not a curated record
GGCAGAAAAGAUCAGAAGGAGUGGAAGCGCAACCCUUUGGGAGACUCGUCGACCAAAACCCUCAAUUCGCCUGGCUCCGGGGAAAUCUUUUUACUCUUUUCCCGACUGAGCCUCAACCGGAACUCGAGUGCCCUAGGCCUGGUUUGACGCCGGACUGGAAAAGCAGAUGGACCCACACGAAGGAAGUGGAGUACCCGGUCGGGAAAAGCGGAGACUCAGGUGGAAAUCACUCGCGACUGCCGGUGGAGAGGCCAGCGGGCACCGGCGGGUUGUUGGCGGGUCCGGGACGUGAGAGGGCCACACAGGCCUAGCAGGUGGAAUUGAGCUAUUUGCUGAAGCUUCUUUCCCUCAUAGCUCAGAGAGAAAUUUACAUUUGGACAUUAUCUUACCAUGGCUUUGGUUCACAAGUUUCUGAGUGGCACUUAUAUGUUCAGAAAAUGCCCAAAGCCAGGUGUUGCCUCAUGUCCAUUUUUGGGUACUCGCUUUGUAGACUAUUGUUCUAGUAGUCUUCAGAAACCCGUGGCUGGUCCUGGUAAAAACUCCUCUGAAGGAGAUUUGCAAGGACAUCACCAGAGAGAAGUUGCUUUGAAUAUAACUUCUCCAGAGGAGAAAUCCGAAGUUAGUUUUGAUAAAGCAAUUAAAGACGAAAUAAAGAGCCAUUUUAGGCGUUUGAAGGAUGAUAUUGUGAAUUAUUGGAUAGGCCCUGAAGGCCGCCCUCUGCAUGAAGUCUUGCUGGAACAAGCCAAGGUCGUCUGGCAAUUCCGUGGAAAAGAGGACUUAGAUAAGUGGAUAGUGACUUCUGAUAAGACGAUAGGAGGCAGAAGUGAAGUGUUCCUGAAGAUGGGUAAGAAUAAUCAGAGUGCACUGCUGUAUGGAACUCUGAGCUCUGAGGCGCCUAAGGAUGGGGAAAGUGGCCGCAGUGGGUACUGUGCAAUGAUAUCCAGGAUUCCAAGGGGCCCUUUUGAGAGAAAGAGGUCUUAUGAUUGGUCCCAGUUCAACACUCUGUAUCUCCGUGUGCGUGGAGAUGGUCGGCCUUGGAUGGUGAAUAUCAGAGAGGACACGGAUUUAAUCCAGAGGAAGAAUCAGAUGUAUAGUUACUUCAUGUUCACCCGUGGGGGGCCCUACUGGCAGGAGGUCAAGAUUCCUUUCUCCAAAUUUUUCUUCUCUAACCAAGGAAGAAUCCGGGAUGCCCAGUACCAGCUUCUGCUUGACAAGAUCUCUUCUAUUGGAUUCACCCUGGCUGAUAAAGUGGAUGGUCCAUUCUUCCUGGAAAUAGAUUUUAUUGGAGUUUUUACUGAUCCAGCCCACACAGAAGAAUUCGCCUAUGAAAAUUCUCCAGAGCUUAACCCAAGACUUUUUAAGUAGACAUGUGAAACAAAUUUGAUGUCAUCUACCUGAAAUGCACAGGAAGCAGUAAAGCUUUGAGCCCUUGUCCUCGAUUAUACUUUGGAGCUCUUCUUACCUGACGUUCAUUUUAGUUGCUGAUAGAACAGGACGCUUGGCGGAGCCCUUCCCGCACACGGUGCUGCGGCCUGCGGCCCCUGAGGGCCGGCCGUGCGGGCGGUGCUGGCUGGUAGGAGUACAAGCCACAGGGAGCCUUCCCCGGAGAGGAACUGGGGUCACUACCAUUCCCUUAGUGACAGGAGGCUUCUGAAGAAAGAUGACCACAGCCUUGUUCAAGUUUGGCUUUGCAGACAGUACUGUCUCACCACCCCCAUUCAUUCCUCUGUUCCAUUCCCCCCCCUUUUAUUAAAAUGUUUUAUUUAUUUUUGA